This is a messenger RNA of Polistes dominula (European paper wasp), 3149 nucleotides long. RefSeq lists its product as uncharacterized. Gene Ontology annotation, biological process: protein monoubiquitination; protein polyubiquitination. NCBI's taxonomy places the organism in Eukaryota, Metazoa, Arthropoda, Insecta, Hymenoptera, Vespidae. The record is from RefSeq and is a predicted model, not a curated record. Gene Ontology annotation, molecular function: metal ion binding; ubiquitin protein ligase activity.
CCUUAUGGUCGUCGAAUGUCGAGAGUUGUGAAAAGAAUCAUAUUCAUUAAACAGUAUUGAACUCUAUCGAAAAUUUGACGCAUUUUACUGCUAUCUUUAGUUUUUAAGAUGAUUGUUUGAUUGGAAUCAAAUAUUUAAAUACAAUGGAGGGUCCACUGCAAGUAAAGGAUUCAACUUCUGCUACUGCAGAACCAGUUAAAUCUGAAGGAAUUGUACAAAACUCGGAUAACAAUGAACGAAACGAAGAAGCAGCUUCUCCGCCACCAAAUUGCAGUAUAUGUCUUGGGAAAUUAAUCAACACAUCAUUUACAGACAGUUGUUUACAUCAGUUUUGUUUUAAUUGUUUAUUACAAUGGUCUAAAAUAAAAACAGAAUGUCCGUUAUGCAAACAAACCUUCAAAUCAAUCAUACAUAAUGUGAGAUCAGAAGAAGAUUAUGAUCAAUAUCAUGUACCACGCGAAUUUGCAAAUCAACUUCCACAACCUGCUAUGACAAUUCAUCAUUUGGAUGAUGAUUUUGAAGAUGCUAAUUGGGUUAUCAAUCAACAACGUCGUUUCAUCUACGGAACAACAAUGCCUGAUAAUCAUCGUCGUUUUAUCCAAAAUGCUGAAUUACAAGAGGCUACAAGAGAUCGUUUUUACGCUUUACUAUCAGAAGUACCAAGAGAUGAUCCUAGAAGACGAAUUAAUCCAACUUUACGUCGUACUAUAUAUACACAUGGAAUAUGGGCUACUUCAUUACCUGGACGUUUUCAAGAAUGUAGUGCUGAUUACUAUCGGAGAUUUCCAAGAGAAUUGGAUCGUCUUGUUCCAUGGUUAAAUAGAGAAUUACAAAUAUUAAUUAGUAACAGACCAAGACAUAUUCCACAUGUUUUAAGAAUUAUUAUGAAUGCAUUAACAAUUCAUGAUAUUAGAAGUCUUCAAUUUCAAAAUAUUGUACGGCCAUUUUUUGGUGUACAUACUGAACAUUUCAUACACGAAUUAUUUAAUUUUGCAGGAACUAAUUAUGAUAUAAGUUCAUAUGAUCAAGCUGUUACUUAUUUAUAUCAAGGUUUAUCAUCAAGAGAAUACGUUCCACAUGUUGUUUCACCUGUAUCUAGUAACAGUAGUACUUCUUCCGAUGAUUCAGAUGUUCAUGUACUUGACGAAGCAAUUGACUUACGUGUGAAUACUGAAAUACCUGGUGUAGUACCACUUCCAAUUAAUAUGCCUGGACCUAGUACUGUUGCACAAGCUUUCCCUUUAGAAGAACCAUAUACUGUACCAGAUGUUUUAACAAUAUCAUCUGGAUCUUCGGAUGAUGAAUGUGAAGUUAUUUGUUAUGUCAAACCUCGUCAUGAAAGAACACCUGAAAUUAUAGAAUUAGACUCUUCUGAUCCUGAGGAUACUAAUGCAGUUUAUGUAACUAACAAUAAAACUGAGUCUGUACGAAAUUCUCUUACAGAAGAUGUUCCUCAAGCUAGUACAUCAUUUAGUUCUAAAAAGGAAUUACCUAAUAAGACAAAUAGUGAAAUCUUUAUGGCAAGUAUUUCAGAAAGUUCAUCUACUUUGAGCGAUGAUUCGUCGGAUAGUGAUUACAAUCCUAGAAGAAGUAGAAAAUGUCGUGGUCAUGUAAAAAAAUCGUCGAAGAAAAAGAUUAAUAAUAAAAGGCGUAAACAUGGUAAUGCCAAACGUCGUAAAAGAACGGACAGAAGUGUAUCAAGUGUAUCAUCAGUUGAAAGUGAUUUUAGAAAUAAAAGUAGUAGUAGAAGAAGCAGUCAACAUGGAAAAACAAAAUUAAGUAGUUCUAGCGAAUCUAAUUUGGAUGAAGAUAGGAAAAAGAAAUUGAAUGAAACUAAAUCAAGAAAAGAAAGCAAUUCUUCAAAUAAAGCUAAGGUAAAAGUGCGUAGGGAUUUAAUCAAAAAAGAAGUGAAAUACAAGGAAAAUAAUAUCAAUAACAUUAGUAGUAGUAGCAGUAGUAGUAGCAGUAGCAGCAGCAGCAGCAGUAGCAGCAGUACUAGUAGCAGUAGCUGUUGCAGCAGUACCAGUACUACUAGUAUUAGCAGCAAGACUGGUGCUAAUAAUACUAGCAGUAAUAUUAAUACUAAUAGCAGUAGCAAUAGAUGUUACAACAGUACUAGUACUAGCAGCAGCAGCAGUAGUAGUAGUACUAGCAGCAGUGAAACAUCCAAUGAAAGUAAAGAAGCACGAAAAUAUGAACCUGUUAAACAAAGGUUAAGAACUAUAGAUGGUAAUAAUAGUCCGCCUGUAUGGGUUUUAAAAUAUGUUACUGAUAAAACUGAAAAAGAAAACAAAAAUAAAGAUAAAUCACGAUCAACGACUGAUACAACAUCAUUAGAUGAUUCUCGUCGAAAGAACUACAAAUAUAGGAAAAAUAAACGAUCUAGAACCAGAAGUACUAGCAAAUCUCCACAUAUACCGAAAAAGACCAGAAGAUCUACCCGUAAAAAACGGCAAGUUCAUAAAUAUAAAACUGAAUAUGAAAGUGAAAAUAAAGAUAUGUUGUUAAAUGAAAUGUUAUUAAAAAGAGAAAGUAGUAGUACACGUUCCAAUAGUCAAAUUAGCAAUUAUUCAGAUAGUUCAUACAAAAAAUAUAAAAGAAGAUCAAAACAUUCAUGUAAAGAUAAAAAGACAAGACGUUCUCGUAGCAAAUCUCGUAACAGAUCUCGUAGCAAAUCUUCUAGCAGGUCUCGUAGCAGAUCUCGUAACAGAUCUCAUAGCAGAUCUCGUAGUAGGUCUCGUAGCAGAUCUCAUAACAGAUCUCGUAGCAGAUCCUAUAGCAGAUCUCGUAGAUCUCGUAGCAGAUCCCGUAGCAGAUCUCCUAGUAGAUCCCAUAGCAGAUCUCGUAGCAGUUUUCGUAGCAGAUCCCGUAGCAGAUCUCGUAGCAGAUCUUCCACCUCUAAUUCAAGUUCAUCAGAUACAAUUGCAUCAUAUAAUAGUGAAACAUGGUGGAAACAUUCCGAUUCUAAAAAUAAUUUAUGCAACGAAUGGAAACGUACAGCACGCAUGAGUCGUAGAAAAGUUAAAUAUCGAAACUCUUUAUCAAAAAUGAAAUCUAAAAUGGAAUUGUCACAUGCAAGGGGGCAUUAUAGUUCUAACUCGGACUAAUUUUGUCAUAAAACUUAAUAAUCUCUUUUCUGAAAAAAAAAA